AUGGAUGCAGCGUAUGAGACGGUAAAACCCCCUAAAGGUCAUUUCUUCCUCGCAGGGCGAGUAUUCCCUCGCGUGAAAUGGUGGAAACGGCGCAAUAUGCGAGUCUUGUACUUCUACAUUUUGAUUCUAAUUGCGACCAACACGGCCAAUGGAUUUGACAAUUCCAUGAUGAAUGGAUUACAGGCUUUGUCCUACUGGCAGGACUAUUUUGACCACCCCAAAGGUCCAACACUGGGGUUGUUCAACUGCGUUAUGAGUGUGGGUGCGCUGGCCGGUCUAGUGAUUUUGCCUUAUAUGCUUGAUCAUCUGGGCCGCAGGCUUUGCUUGGUUUUUGGUUCUUUCUUUAUGUUGCUUGGGGUGGCUCUGCAGUCAGGCUCUACCAAUUUCUCCAUGUUUGUCGGCGCGCGAUUUAUUCUGGGAUUUGGAGACAUCAUCGUCAUUUGCACUGCGCCGCUGCUCAUUACAGAAAUUGCACCAGCUCAAGACAGGGCAAUUCUGGUCACUAUAUCUGGCGCUACCUACCACUCGGGGGCUUUCAUUGCGGCAUGGACGACAUACGGAACGCUGAAAAUCAAAAGUGAUUGGUCUUGGAGAGCACCAAGCUUAAUUCAAGGAAUAUUCACAUUGGCUAUGCUGGCAGUUGUGUGGUGGAUCCCGGAGAGUCCGCGCUAUUAUGUCUCCAAAGAUCAACCAGAGAAAGCCCUGAAAUUGCUGGCUUACUAUCAUGCCGAGGGAGUUGAGAGUGAUGAGGUUGUUCAGCUGGAGUUCACCGAAAUCACUACUGCGAUUGCAAUGGAGAAGAACGCAGAGCAUUCGAGCUCUUAUAUCGACUUUUUGCGAACUCCUGGUAAUCGCAAAAGACUCCUCAUAAUUGUCUCUUUUGGAUUUUUUGCCCAAUGGUCAGGCAAUGGCUUGGUAUCAUACUAUUUGAACCUCAUCAUGGAUAGCAUCGGGAUCAAAGACCCCAAUCAGCAAUUGCUGAUUAACGGCGCCUUGACUUCUUAUAGCCUCGCUACAAACCUCUUCUUCAGCUUCUUUGUCGACAAAUGGGGCCGGAGACCAAUCAUGCUCAUCAGUUCGGCGGGAAUGAUGGUUGCUUUUGUGGUAUGGACAGUCCUAUCAGCAAAGUAUUCUGACCAUGCGAGUCCAUCACUUGGAUCUGGAGUUCUGGGGAUGAUUUUCAUUUACUACCUAUUCUACAAUCUAAAGUCCGGUUUGAUCGCAAGUUAUACCACAGAGAUUCUUCCAUACUCUAUGCGUGCCAAAGGAUAUACCAUCAUGGAGUUUGCCAUGUAUAUUGCGCUAUUCUUUAACCAGUAUGUUAAUCCCAUCGCGCUUGAGAAUAUAAAAUGGCGUUACUACAUAUUCUACUGCUGUUUCUUGGCGGUGGAAGUGAUGGUCAUCUAUUUCUUCUACGUGGAGACGCGCUAUAUGCCUCUUGAAGAGAUAACAAAAGUUUUUGAUGGAGACGACAUUGCGACAGCUACAAAUCUCGAGAUGGAAAAGAUCGGAGAGAAUGGAAAAGGGAUGAGCACCUCAAUUCAUAUCGAGGACGCAAGUGCUUGA
Molecule: messenger RNA, 1566 nt
Organism: Penicillium coprophilum
Lineage: Eukaryota; Fungi; Ascomycota; Eurotiomycetes; Eurotiales; Aspergillaceae
Product: putative hexose transporter
Exons: 4
Coding region: 1-1566 (521 amino acids)
Biological process (GO): transmembrane transport; carbohydrate transport
Cellular component (GO): membrane
Molecular function (GO): carbohydrate:proton symporter activity
Source: RefSeq, a predicted model, not a curated record